Messenger RNA from Cladophialophora psammophila CBS 110553, 1146 nucleotides. RefSeq lists its product as uncharacterized. NCBI's taxonomy places the organism in Eukaryota, Fungi, Ascomycota, Eurotiomycetes, Chaetothyriales, Herpotrichiellaceae. The transcript is spliced from 2 exons. The record is from RefSeq and is a predicted model, not a curated record. Bases 1 to 1146 code for a protein of 381 amino acids.
AUGGAAGGAGCGCUCAAGCACUUUUCCUGCUCUCGAUGGACGGAACAGCUUUUACAUGACUCUGCCUACGAGCAGGUACAAACGUAUUCGCGGCUGAAGAAAUUGACGGGGGAAGACUACUAUAUGUCACGUACCCUGAACACACCAUCUACAAUACCUCACUGGAUGACACUUCGACGGCGUGAUUUCAACACCAGGAAGUCUCCAGCCACAUCAAAAUCGACCAAUGAAGUACGAUCCAGCAUCGAAUGGGGGCCCAAUGGUCCACAGAACCCAGAUCUGAUCUUUCUUUUAGCACUGGGCGAGAAAGGCAUCGAUAGUCACCCAUCCACGGCACAUGGAGGAGUACAAUGCGCAAUUCUCGACGAAUGCCUGGGUCUAACGAUCAUGUUUCACUACAAUAGUGCCUUCAAAUCGGGGCCGGACGACACUGGUCCUAAAGACCCUGUCUUCACCGCCAAGUUGACUAUCUCCUUCCAGAGAGCUGUCAAGACGCCUGGAAAUUACGUUGUGAGGUCAUGGCUCACAAAGUAUUUCCCUUAUACGAUGACAGCACCCAGGGAAUAUGUGGCUCUCACUCUGCUCGGCCUAAAUGAAGGCCACUCGCUAGAAGAAAUUGAAUCAUCAUCCGAGGACACAGAGAAGAAUCUCACCUUUACCGAAUGGCGGUCAACACAGAACCAGCGCCUCGAGGGUAUCGUGAUGCCUCUCAUACCUCCCGCCGAAUGCUUUCAGCAGGUAAUUCCGCGCAUGGCUACCCAACCGAGGCCCCUUGGUUCCGAUGCUGUUGCAGAAAUGCCGGCGAAUCUUCUGAGGGAUAACCCGCACCGCGCAUCUUCUCGUGAAAGAAUUUCUGAACGCACCCAGACAAAAUCAAUGGCUAGACGUGCUGAUGCCUCUUUGCCAAAUACUCCAGAGUCCAUGGAUCGUGAUAGCUUCCAAGAUUCUGCUUCAAGCAGUGACAUGUUCAGCACCUUCCUUUCCAUGUCGACAAUUACCGACAACGAAAGGAAAUUUUUUGAGGAAUUGAUUCCAAAUUACAACCCCGAGGAGCGGCUUUCCGAGGCCUUCUUACUGCAGCAUGCGCAACACCGCGAUGCACAUUUCCGAGAAACACAAGUUACGAAAUGGGUUAUCUGGAAGUGA